Molecule: messenger RNA, 2435 nt
Organism: Amoebophrya sp. A120
Lineage: Eukaryota; Dinophyceae; Syndiniales; Amoebophryaceae
Source: the annotation of a GenBank genome assembly
AGAGGAACUGGCUGGUUACGGAUGGAAAAAAAAUGUCUGCUUGAAGAUAUUAUACUAGGGAGAACUAGUACGUAUGAAAUAGUUUACUGCUUGAAACAACAGACGGCCUGAUAGUGCAACAACACAUUCAACACGACCAGAACGGCGGUUGAAGAAGAGAAACCGCGCUUGCGGUUCUUGCAGAAGUUUCAACUAGUCUGUAUUUAAAAGUUCUCUUGCAAAUUGCAAUUGUUACAUCACAAGAUUCUUGUUUCUAUACCAAAUAAAAGCCCCACAACUACCACAAAAUGCCGCAAAACGAGUACAUCGAGGAGCACCAGCGCCGGUUCGGUAAGCGCCUGGACCAUAUGGAUUGCAAAAAUGUCUGUGUCUGGAAGAAUGGAACUUGUCAUGCUGUCUGCGGAUUCUAAAAGUAUCUGUGUUGCAUGAGCAGCAAGAGGAGUCAGUCUGUGGCACGUCGCGGAGAGGGCAUAAUUUCUCAUGCGUAAUUAGCAUCAAGAAGCUCUCAAAAAAUCUGUUGUGCUACUAGCACCAGCAUCACAGACCUCAUUGGUGAUGCGAAAUGUGCAUGACAAGCCCCGACUCUUCCAGACCCAGACACUUUUGCAUUUGAUAGACCAUGAGGAGCGAAAGCGGAAGAAGCAGGCCAGGGAAGUGAAGAAGAAUGCCAAACUCGCGAAAAAAUUGACCGGGAUCUAUCCUAUGUAAAAACGUCCCCACCCCAGAGUCAAGAUGGGGAUUUUGCAGCACAAACCUUGAAGUUUUGGGAACCACGCAUGACAAAUUGCAGGCUGUAGCGUAGUGCAGUUUAGCAAGGGAAGCCGCAUAACAAAUCGAUAUCCUUAGGCUGUUUACAGCAUUACAAGUUCCAAAACACAAUUGAUAAUGCCCCGCAUGGGAUCGCGCAUUACAAACGCUCUUGUGCUUGCAGAUCUGCAUCACAACUCUGGGGUGGGGACGUUUUUACUCAGGAUAGGAUCAAGGCAAAAAUCUUCCACAAGAAGCGGUACACCGAGAAGGCACAGAUGAAAAAGACUUUGAAAGUAUCACAAGGAAAAAUCCCCCUUCCCCAUAUCAAAACGGAAUCUCUCAUGCUGGAUUUCCAUACACAAAUCAGAUUUGUCUUGCAGUAGAGGAAUGCAGGCAUAUGCCCAGCCUCAGUCGAGAGGUUUUGACGUAGGCGCCUAGCAUGACAAACGUGUAUGCUCUAAGCCAAACAGCAUCACAAACCGCCUGCAAAAUGCGGAACGCUUUCUGGACUUGCCUUCUUGCAAGACAGACAGGAUUUGAGGUCGCAAAUGCGCAUCACAAAUUAUCAGACGGAUACGCUUUCGAUAUGGGGAGGGGGGAUUUUUCCUUUGGAUAGAAAGCGCACGAGGAGAAGGAUGCCGAUAAGAAACCAGAUGAGGACAACGUGCCCAAGGGGGCAAUACCAAGUUACUUGCUGGACAGGGAACAGCAGGCGCGAACGAAGGUUUUGAGUAACAUGAUCAAACAAAAGAGGAAGGAGAAAGCCGGGAAGUGGCAAGUGCCAGUGCCGAAGGUAUAGGAUUUUUUUUGUCAUGCGAAGUGGAGAUUUAAACAGCUGUUUCUGAUGCAGAUUUUGGCAUUGACAAUCAACACAUGCGUGAUCAUGAUGUUUCGCAAUUCUCUUCAGGUGAAAGCAAUGACAGAGGACGAAAUGUUCAAAAUUAUGCGAACGGGUAAGAGGAAGAAGAAAGCGUGGAAGCGCGUGGUCAACAAGGUCUGCUUCGUCGGGGAAAAUUUUACGAGGAAAAACCCAAAAUUUGAAAGGUAUGGAAAGAUUGUGCUAAUGUGAGUUUUCAUUUUGUAAUGGUGAUUUUUGCAUCAGGAUGUCGAUUUUUUUUUUACACAAAAUGGAAUUAUACUUUUCGACGCCCGUCGGCGAACAUGGUCCGCUUGUUAUGCGCAACACAAAUUAUAGAUGUCUCAAACGACGCAAUGAAUAAUACUACAGGUUUAUCCGCCCCUCGUCCCUGCGAUUCAAGAAGGCGCACGUGACGCACCCGGAACUGAAAACGACGUUUCAUCUGGAUAUUGUCGGCGUGAAGAAGAACCCGCAGUCCGGGCUGUACACCUCAUUAGGCGUGAUUACGAAGGGUACGGUAUUGGAGGUCAACGUGUCGGAGCUGGGGCUGGUCACGCAGACGGGAAAGGUCGUGUGGGCGAAGUACGCACAGGUGACAAAUAACCCGGAAAUGGACGGCUGCAUCAACGCGGUCCUGCUGGUGUAAGUGGAGUCAUGGGAGUGGAAUUGUUUCUUGGCGGUGGAAAGACAAAAUUUCUUCACACAGUGGCAAGAAGAGGUUGAAGAAGUUGUCCACGUGCUCACACUCUUACUACGCUUUAAACGGAUGCGAAAAAGCUGUUUGCUCCACUGCGAGUCGCGAUUUUUUCUGAAUGCGAAAAAGAGG